Salarias fasciatus (jewelled blenny) is the source of this 878-nucleotide messenger RNA. It is a transcript of the gene mvb12bb, whose product is annotated as multivesicular body subunit 12Bb. NCBI's taxonomy places the organism in Eukaryota, Metazoa, Chordata, Actinopteri, Blenniiformes, Blenniidae. Gene Ontology annotation, biological process: viral budding; regulation of epidermal growth factor receptor signaling pathway; virus maturation. Gene Ontology annotation, cellular component: ESCRT I complex; late endosome. The transcript has 8 exons. The record is from RefSeq and is a predicted model, not a curated record. The coding region runs from base 1 to 777 and encodes 258 amino acids.
AUGUCUAAAGUACCCGAGCAGCUGCCUGAAAACCCCAUCACUGCAGUGGGAAUUGUUGCAUCAAUCAGCAAUGUCCCUGCUGACUAUUAUACUGUUGCACAAACAACAGAUGGCUGUGACGCCGACCUGUGGAAGGACGGCUUAUUCAAAUCCAAGGUCACCCGCUACCUCUGUUUCUCCAGAAAAACUGGCCCUGACGUCGUCGUGGGCUUGAAGCUGAUUGACAUGAAGGACGCGUUGCCAGAAUCCUUCACACCUCUGCAAGAAACAAUGGACACAAACGAAGCUGCCACGAGGAAGAGGAGGCUCUGUGUGAAAAUGAGCCCUCGCUGGGCUGCAGAGACAGCUGUAUAUGACAUCCAGAUCAUUGCAAAGACCAAGUACCAGCUUGUUAACUACACCUGUUUGGGUGAAAUAAACAACAUGGGGAUUUGGUAUCGGAUGGGAGAAGUUCGCCGGCCUAAGUUGACUCCAGCAAUACCCGACACACCGCAAAGUAACCCCCAACCCAGCGCCGCGAGAGUAAGGCAUGUCAGCAGGCCGGAGUACGAGCAACAGGGCAGUGGGAUCUACACCAUGACAGCUUUGGAUGAUGUGCCCUUUGUGAUCUCCGAGAGAUUUCAUGAAAAACCCAAAGAGAUGCAGCAAGUCAAUUUAAUGGGCAUUACGAUCAAAUCCCCGGCAGAGAUCGAGGAGGAAGUGAGUAGAGGCUGCAACGCUCGGCUGCCGCUGACGCCGCUGGCCCAGAAUGCAAAGCAAACGGUCUUGGGGUUGUAAUUAAGUGUCUGAGACAGCGAGGCCCUCUUGGCUCCACUAAGCCCCAAUUGAAUAAAAGCAUGGCCAAGCUAGGCAGCCUUUCUCUCUUAAAAGCUUCGUCU